CGUAUUUUAAAUUGAGCGUGCUAACGUCUUUGGUGAAACCGGUGAGACAAGAAAGCAUACAGAUAACGACAGCUGCAAGUUUGUGGUAGCUAUUGCACGUAGUCUAUAUAAAAAUACAAAGCAUCAACAUUUUUUUAGUAUUUAUUGAAGUUGUGGCCUUUUUAGGCCUUUUUUAUAAUAUUAAUAAUGGAUAAUUACUUGAAAAUUGAAAAAAUUGGUGAAGGUACUUAUGGCGUUGUUUACAAAGGUAAACAUAAAAAGACUGGGGAAAUAGUAGCAAUGAAAAAAAUUCGCCUGGAGAGUGACGAUGAAGGAAUUCCAUCAACAGCAAUUAGAGAAAUAUCAUUGUUGAAAGAAUUAAAACACCCAAAUAUUGUUGGCUUGCUCGAUGUACUUAUGGAAGAAUCCAGACUUUAUCUCAUUUUUGAAUACCUUACAAUGGAUUUAAAGAAAUAUAUGGAUACUUUAGGAAGUGGAAAGCUCAUGGAUCCUGUCAUGGUCAAAUCUUAUCUUCACCAGAUCACAACAGCAAUAUUAUUUUGUCAUACUCGUCGAGUUUUACAUCGUGAUUUAAAACCACAAAAUUUACUCAUUGAUAAUAAAGGAGGAAUCAAAGUUGCUGAUUUUGGAUUGGGAAGAGCUUUUGGAAUACCAGUACGUGUUUACACUCAUGAAGUAGUCACUCUAUGGUAUAGAGCUCCAGAAAUUCUUCUUGGAACUACUAGGUACACAUGUGCCAUUGAUGUUUGGAGUAUCGGAUGUAUAUUUGCUGAAAUGUCAACGAAAAAACCAUUGUUCCAAGGGGACAGUGAAAUAGAUCAACUUUUCCGAAUUUUUCGUGUUUUAAAAACUCCAACAGAAGAAAACUGGCCUGGAGUUACUCAGCUUUCUGAUUACAAAGCAACUUUUCCUAAUUGGACAUCUAACAACUUGGCUAAUCAUGUAUCAACCCUUGAUGAACAGGGCUUAAAUUUACUUCAAGCAAUGUUAAUAUAUAAUCCAGAACGUAGAAUUUCAGCGCGUUCUAUAUUACAACAUCCUUAUUUCGAUGGUUUCGACUCCAAAAAAUCUUGUGUAUAAUUUAGAGUACAAUUAUAAGUUUUUAGAUUUAGAAUUCUUAUGCAUAUAUAUAUAUUUUUGUCUUUAAUAUGUUAAUUUAUUAUAAUAAGGUAUUUUUAAUGUUCGAAAAUCGGAAAUCCUUUGUUUAUUCAUUAGUUCCAUUCAAUAAUCAUUUAAUCCAUUGAAUUAGCUCAAUUCGUAUGAAUGGAUUAUGUCAUUUUUUUGACAAAAUUAAUAUUGACGAACUCCC
Molecule: messenger RNA, 1309 nt
Organism: Cotesia glomerata
Lineage: Eukaryota; Metazoa; Arthropoda; Insecta; Hymenoptera; Braconidae
Gene: Cdk1
Product: cyclin-dependent kinase 1
Exons: 4
Coding region: 187-1080 (297 amino acids)
Biological process (GO): mitotic G2 DNA damage checkpoint signaling; G2/M transition of mitotic cell cycle; protein phosphorylation
Cellular component (GO): nucleus
Molecular function (GO): RNA polymerase II CTD heptapeptide repeat kinase activity; ATP binding; cyclin-dependent protein serine/threonine kinase activity
Source: RefSeq, a predicted model, not a curated record